Molecule: messenger RNA, 1236 nt
Organism: Lampris incognitus (smalleye Pacific opah)
Lineage: Eukaryota; Metazoa; Chordata; Actinopteri; Lampriformes; Lampridae
Gene: mitfa
Product: melanocyte inducing transcription factor a
Exons: 9
Coding region: 1-1236 (411 amino acids)
Biological process (GO): melanocyte differentiation; regulation of transcription by RNA polymerase II
Cellular component (GO): nucleus
Molecular function (GO): RNA polymerase II cis-regulatory region sequence-specific DNA binding; DNA-binding transcription factor activity, RNA polymerase II-specific; protein dimerization activity
Source: RefSeq, a predicted model, not a curated record
AUGUUGGAGAUGCUUGAAUUCAGCCAUUAUCAGGUGCAGUCCCACCUGGAGAACCCCAAUAAGUAUCAUAUGCAACAGGCUCAAAGGCAACAUGUGAGGCAGUACCUUUCUAAUAACCUUGGAGGAAAAGCAGGCAGCCGGUGUCCAAGCCAGACCUCAGAGCAUGGCAUGCCCCCCGGCCCAGCCAGCAGUGCCCCAAACAGCCCCAUGGCCCUCCUCACCCUGGGCUCUAACUGUGAGAAAGAGAUGGAUGACGUCAUUGAUGAUAUCAUUAGCUUGGAGUCAAGUUACAAUGAAGAUAUUCUUGGACUUAUGGAUCCAGGUCUCCAAAUUACAAACACGCUCCCAGUGUCUGGUAAUCUCCUUGACAUGUAUGGGAACCAAGGACUUCCACCUCCUGGCCUUGGUAUCAACAACUCCUGUCCGUCCAGUCUACCCAACAUUAAAAGGGAAUACACAGGUAAACCAUCUCCUGGCAUGAUGCAUGUACUGGACAAGCCUGGAUCCUGUGGCCAGUAUGAAAACUAUCAAAGGCCAGAGGGCUUUCCAGUAGAAGCUGAGGUUCGAGCCCUUGCCAAAGAGAGGCAGAAGAAAGACAACCACAACCUAAUUGAACGAAGGCGCCGGUUCAAUAUCAAUGACCGCAUCAAAGAACUGGGAACCUUAAUUCCUAAGUCAAACGAUCCGGACAUGCGCUGGAAUAAGGGCACCAUUCUGAAAGCCUCCGUGGACUACAUCAGGAAGCUGCAGAGGGAGCAGCAGAGAACUAAAGAGCUGGAGUGCAGACAGAGAAGGCUGGAGCACACUAACCGCCACCUGAUGCUGCGUAUACAGGAGCUGGAGAUGCAGGCCCGUGCGCAUGGCCUUGCAGUGGUUUCGUCCCCAUCAGUGUGCACCUCAGAGCUGAUGGCUCGAGCCAUUAAACAGGAGCCUAUACUUGGCGACUGUCCCUCAGAGCUCUACCAGCCCACCUCAGCUCCUGACAUGUCCCCUCCAACCACACUUGACCUCAACAACGGCACCAUUACCUUUGACCAGAUUCCAUCAGAUGCUGGGGACUCUGGACCCUAUGGUCCCUCUAAGACCUGUAAAGUGAAGGAGAUGGUAAGGGACAGUGCCCUUUCACCAAGUGCCCCCAGUGAUCCAGUCCUUUCAUCCAGAUCCCCAGAUGUCUCUGAAAGCAGCAGCCGCCACAGUUCCAGCUCCAGCAUGGAUGAGAAGGACCAUGGUUGUUAG